AUGGGGUUCCAAACAUUUCCAAGAAACCAAACUAAAUGGGGUAGAACAGAUUGGUCUCGACCAUCGUAUUCAGCAUCAUCCACCACAACUAUGGUAGAAGAAGCACCCGAAGCAAAACCGGCAGCGACAGUAGAAACACACAUCUCACAACCUCGGUUCAGUGUCUUUGGAAAGAAGGCCAAGUUUACCGAAAUCAACAAGAAAUCAUUAAAGCAGGAUACAGAUGCCAUUGAAGCAAACAAAGCAGCAUCAGCAGCAGCAUCAGCAGGAACUGAAGCCAAUGUGAAUGCCAUGGAUACAACAGCAACAACAGCAACAACAACAACAACAGCAACAACAACAACAGCAACAACAGCAACAGCAACAGCAACAGCAGCAGCAGAACCCAAGAUGGCAACAGUAAAGAAGAACAAGUUUGAACUCCAUCUUUCGACGAAAUCAUCAGCCAACUACAAAUUUCAGCAACAAAUGGACACAGAUACGUCAAGCCCACCCAGCCCAACUAUAUCCAUACAAAGCAAAAAGAAGCCAAGCGUCAAAUUCAAUCCCAUCUUUCUAGAGAGAGUGUGUUUAUUCCUCGAAGCACAAUCACCAUGUGAAUUGAAGGAAGCGCAUGACAAGCAUCAGCAAAAUCCUCCAUUUCGCAUCAUCUGUCCACACUGGCCAUCUCCACAAGAAACCACCGAUUAUUACUCUAAAAAUAUCCUGCUCAACAAGAAGCAGUUCCAUGUCAGUGACGAUAAUCAGAGCAUCAAGGGUAAAGUCAUGGUACGUAACUUGGCCUUGGACAAAUUUGUGUCCAUUCGCUAUACUUUCAAUGGGUGGACCACAGUGCAGGAUGUGGAUGCUACGUUUUUCGGCCCUUACUUGAAGAAUACAGCGUUUGAUAUCUAUGAAUUCGCCAUGGACUUGGGUUAUGGACAGCUGGCAGAUCGUGGUGAAAUGCGUGGAAAGCUGGAAUUUGCAGUGAGAUUCACCGCAGGCGAGACGGAUUACCACGAUAACAACAAUGGCCAGAAUUAUCAAAUCAAGGUGAUCAGUGAUCCGUUGAAUGAUCCUUGGGCCCACGAGAGACCUCAAAAGGCAACUGCUGCUACUGCGAAAACAACACAGGACGAAGAUGAGUAUCCCGAUGACGAUGAUGAGGAACAAGAAGAGGAAUUGGAAGAGGGACAAUGGGAGGAAAAGGAAAAGCAUAGUCAGUUCACAAACGCACUCAAGGGAUACAAGCAUGCCAAACCAUUUCAUCUCAACAAACGUCAACCUUGGCUUGGCACUCGCUAUGAUUUUGGCCAAUCGCUUUCCCUGGCUAAACGAGCGCCUUAUGAGUCCUGGGCAACUACUGUCAAGGCAAACCCAACCCUCAUUACAGAUUACUUUUUGGUGAAGCCCAUUUCCAUCAAGCCAGUAUCGCCAUCACCAUCCAACAGCACAACAACAACAACAACAACAACUGCUACUGCCAGUGAUACAACGGCCACCAGCAAGUCAAGCACACCAUCCGAUACUCCAUCAUUUACCUCAUAUUCCGUCAACAGUACUAUCAAUACUAAAAACAUUGUCAGUUCACCACCUUCGUAUUUCAACGCAUCUCGACGCAGUUCUAGUACACCUGCCAUGACAACCAUAUCAGCACCCUCUUAUUCCAAACCUGUGUACAUGACCUCAACAUCCGCACCACCUAGUCCAAAGGCGUCACCUACUAUGCCUACUGCCACUCUCAGUCGACCACCUCUCCAUCAUCAUUCCAACAGUAUGUCAGCAGCCAUGUCAUUUGCAUCCACCGUAUCAUCACCCUUGGAUAUCAAUUCAAGUUAUUACAUGGAUUUGGUCAACAAGUAUUGCUUUUAUACAGGCGAAACUGAUUUAGAGAAUCAGCAGCAGCAACAACAACACUCUCCAUUCCCCAUUAGUAGUAUAUAA
Molecule: messenger RNA, 1923 nt
Organism: Mucor velutinosus
Lineage: Eukaryota; Fungi; Mucoromycota; Mucoromycetes; Mucorales; Mucoraceae
Exons: 1
Coding region: 1-1923 (640 amino acids)
Biological process (GO): regulation of glycogen biosynthetic process
Cellular component (GO): protein phosphatase type 1 complex
Molecular function (GO): glycogen binding; protein phosphatase 1 binding
Source: RefSeq, a predicted model, not a curated record